Messenger RNA from Colletotrichum higginsianum IMI 349063, 1926 nucleotides. Its product is annotated as Sprt family metallopeptidase. The record is from RefSeq and is a predicted model, not a curated record. Lineage: Eukaryota; Fungi; Ascomycota; Sordariomycetes; Glomerellales; Glomerellaceae. The coding region runs from base 1 to 1926 and encodes 641 amino acids. Gene Ontology annotation, cellular component: nucleus. The transcript has 2 exons.
AUGGCCGGAUACGUCGAUUUUGCCUCAUCAAGCGAAGAGGAGUUUCCCGAUCUGGAUGUUGUCCUCCUGAGAAGUAAACAAAUUCGCCGGGCCGCCAAAGCACCAUCACAAGAUACGACAAGCAGAAACGAUGAAGACGUCUCCCCGUCGAGACAGCUCGAAGAGGAGGCUAUUCGCUGGAACGUGUCGACACGGAAGUCUUGCGGGCAUAAACAACCGAGGGGUUCCGGCACUGCGCCAUCGACCGUGAUACGGCGCCGCAAGCUCGGUGCAAAGACUGAUAACGCCUUACUGAAACCGCUUGGAGCCUCUGGGAGUAAUGAAGAACGGGAUCUAUUCGAUUUACCUGCCAAGAUCAGGAAAUCUCCGGAUAUGAGCGUUCGCGAGUUGCGCGUGAGGAGUCGAGGUGCGACACCUACGGACCUCUCGUCGCGGGAGGUGGAUGACGAAUCCGGGGACAACACCGACGAGCAGACGGAGAUUACUGAGGCUGAUAUCUCUGAGUUCUUUGGGGAUUCACAGUCGGAGUUUGACGAGGACGAGAACCCAACUCUCAUAGGGCGUGAGAAGCCGACGUCGCAAAACCGUCCUCAAUUGGAAGCAGCACCGACGCUGAAAGCCCCCUCGAGGUUCCUAAGCCCAUCCCUAGGCAUUGACCUGCCGAAGCAUGAUCCGUUGAAAGAUGUAAAGGCCCGGCAACAAGAUUCUGCGAAAACGCGAGCCGCCGAACUGUGUCUUGGCUCGGAUUUCGGAGGGCCAAAAUCUGUCGUUGUUGAUUUGACCGACGGUGUGACCGACGCUCUUGGUCGGCUAGACAUCGCAAACACAGAAUCCGGGAAACACAGCACAGACGCCAAAGACGAUGGGUCACCAAUCGAGCCGCCGUCGACACCGCCAAGGCAAUCUACCAGGCCGUCGGUGUCUUCCAAGAAGCUCCCCGGCAUCCCAAAGACACCGCACAGGCCGAGUAUGGAUUUAUUUUGGAGCCAAGAGUUUGUGAACGAAUGGAAUGAGGAACACUCCCCGAAGAAAUUGAUCUUGCCCUCGGCGCAGAAAAGCCAGGCAAAAAGCCCGGCUAAAGCUAGAGCAGGCCGAACAGAAAGUGCUAAACAAAGGGGAAACAAGAAGGCGUUUGGGCAGAGAAAACAUGAACUGGCCCGGGACUUCCUACGAGAACUUGAUGACACCAUCACACAGGGCAGGCUUCAUGCUUUGGCCGAGUCUACAGGAGGCAUCACAAUCAACUGGUCGGCCAAGCUCAACACCACGGCAGGCAGGGCCAAUUGGAGACGGGAGAAAGUACGCAGCAAACUGCCCGACGGAACCGAAAAGUACGUCACAGACCGGCAUCAUGCCUCCAUAGAGCUCGCAGAAAAGGUUAUCGAUGACGAGCACCGCCUGCUCAACGUCGUUGCUCAUGAGUUCUGCCACCUGGCCAACUUCAUGAUCAACGGCAUCACGGGUAAUCCGCACGGCAAGGAGUUCAAGGCCUGGGCGGCCAAGUGCUCGCAGCGGUUUGGCGACCGCGGCAUCGACGUGACGACCAAACAUACUUAUCAGAUCGACUAUAAGUACGUCUGGGAGUGCACCGAGUGCGGGCUCGAGUACAAGCGCCACUCCAAGAGCAUCAACCCAGAACGCCAUCGCUGCGGCUCCUGCAAGGCUCUGCUGAAGCAGACGAAGCCUAUACCUAGGGCGACAGGCAAGCCGUCCGAGUACCAGCAGUUUUUCAAGGAACAGAUGAAACUUGUCAAGCAUGAACACCCAAAGAGCCAGCAGAAAGAGGUGAUGAAAAUUAUUGGAGAGAGAUGGGCGAAGCGGGGUGGGAGCAACCGAGCAACUCCUGAUUCAGAAAACCAGUUGGCACCAACUUCGGAAACGACUGUAACCAAGCUUGACUCUUGUCUUGUCGAUUUAACGUUGUAA